AUGCUGCGUUCAUGUGUUUCCAAUAUUGCACGAAUCCAACGUUCGUCAUUUCAAAUAAGCAUAAGACAUUAUGCCGCCCCGCCGAAAAGAUUCUACAAAAACACGGGUGUUGUUUCGAGUAACGGUCGGUACGAAAUAACGCUUGAUACUCGUAAACUGAAAACUCCGAGAGGACUACCGUUUUAUGUUGAAAGUGAACCGCUUGCCAUUGCGAUCGCUACGGAAUGGGACGCACAAAAAGAAGUGAUUGACCGAUCCUCAAUGCAUCUGACCGCACUAAGCAGUACAGUGAUUGAUAACCCAAACAGCCUGCAGAAGCACGAUAUGGUGAAUUAUUUAGUGAAUUACAUCAACACCGACACUGUUUUAUUCCACUCGAGUGAAGAGCCGGAACUGAAAAACAUACAGAAUCAAGAAUGGACUCCGAUUGUCGAGUGGUGCAACAAACGGUACGAAAUUAAUCUCGCCUCUACGGAUUCGCUCGUCGUGCCAACGUUUGAACCAGGCAUGGCAAUGAAUCUGAGUCGAUAUUUUUCGUCUUACAAUAGUGCUGCCCUGCACGGGUUUGUAUUUGCGGUAGACACGAUAAAAUCGAUCAUUCUUACGAUGGCCUGUGUCGAUCGAUACAUACCGAUCGAGAAGGCAGUCCGGCUGGCCCGGCUUGAGGAGGAAUUCCAGCAGGGCCAUUGGGGUAAGGUAGAAUGGGCUCAUGAUGUUCAGCGUUUAGAUUCGCAGGCCCGACUUUCUGCGGCCGUACUUUACAUUUACUUCAACACCAGCAACGUAUUUGUUAAGGAGAAAAUUUCACUCUAA
Anopheles marshallii is the source of this 813-nucleotide messenger RNA. Its product is annotated as ATP synthase mitochondrial F1 complex assembly factor 2. The record is from RefSeq and is a predicted model, not a curated record. Gene Ontology annotation, cellular component: mitochondrion. Lineage: Eukaryota; Metazoa; Arthropoda; Insecta; Diptera; Culicidae. Bases 1 to 813 code for a protein of 270 amino acids. Gene Ontology annotation, biological process: mitochondrial proton-transporting ATP synthase complex assembly. The transcript is spliced from 4 exons.